AUGCUAGUUACUAUAGGCAGCAUUAAACGUAAAACAGUAAAGCAAACUUCACUGGUCGCUGCAGGUAAUCUAGAUUUACGUGAAAAACUGGGAGAUUCAGUUAAUAACAGAUUAGGCAAUCAUGUGCCGCAAUCGAAUCAGUUGGAUGGAAGACUAUCCAACGGGGCUCCUGGUGGUAGUUCAACGGCUCUGAACAAUCGCGAUCCCGUAUUGGUAUGGAAAUCCAAGGUAACAGAACUCGCGUACCGUUGCCGCGUCGAACGGGCCCUUUUGGACGGAAGCCGGAAAGCAGUCCGCGCACUUUUGGACGGUCAGUCACACGUGGAUAAAAGCAUGAAAAACAAGGCGUUACAAAAUGCACGAGAGUCUCUACACAAACUUCACCUCUUCCAAAUGGGUUUACGAAAUCUGAUUGACGCACCACCUUCUACGUCCGACGAAUGUAGCGCCAUUCGGAACGAUUCGGAGUUACCCACCUUACUCGCCUCACCUUGGGCUGUGGCUCAUACAUCUCGAACCCGCGGCUCCUUACCGAACCCAACAGCACCGACCGCCGUGACCGGUAGUUUAGAGGUCCGCUGUUUCGGCUGUCAUGACCUGUUGGACACUUUUCCGUCAGAGUUGGUGCACAAUGAGCUCACUGGCUGUGCCUCUGGAAUGAACAGUCAUCAAGCCAAGGAGCUCACUUCACAGUAUUCUGAUGGACAUUGGUCUGACGUUCGUUGCUGUUUGCUUUUGGAUCAUAAAUUGGUGUGGGAGUCUAACUGGCGCCCUCCUGGUCCACAGUGUUGGGAUUCCCAUACCACGUUCAAUGUUGAUCGAGCCAAAGAAUUGCAGGUGCAAGUGUUUUGGAAACGCAUGUUUUCACCCACUGGUUCACCAGGUCAAGGCAGUACUGGUCACUUGGGCACGUCCUCCUCUUCUGGCAGUUUGGGAAAGAACUCCUCAGAUGACACAACUUCUGGUCUGGAGUGGGUCUUAGGUGCUGUGACGUGA
Molecule: messenger RNA, 996 nt
Organism: Echinostoma caproni
Lineage: Eukaryota; Metazoa; Platyhelminthes; Trematoda; Plagiorchiida; Echinostomatidae
Source: the annotation of a GenBank genome assembly